Molecule: messenger RNA, 1470 nt
Organism: Verticillium dahliae VdLs.17
Lineage: Eukaryota; Fungi; Ascomycota; Sordariomycetes; Glomerellales; Plectosphaerellaceae
Product: peroxin 24
Exons: 3
Coding region: 1-1470 (489 amino acids)
Biological process (GO): peroxisome organization
Cellular component (GO): peroxisomal membrane
Source: RefSeq, a predicted model, not a curated record
AUGGACGAAUACACCACAGACCUCUUCAUCCCGCGUCAGGACUCGCCAGAGCUCCCUGCUCAUCAUGACCAUGUUUUCGACGAGCAGACUCCGUCAACACCUCCACGUCCACAGCAGCGGCAGCAACAGCAGCAGCAGCAGCAAUCCCAGCACGACGAUCAAAACGCCAGCGACACCUCGCCCUUGUCGGGUCGCAAAGGCUUCCGCGGCCGCGUAGCUGGUGCCGCCCUGACGAAGAAGCAUAGCAUACAGGAUCGUCUCGUGGAAAAGCUCUUGCAACAGGUCAUGCCCGACUCGGAAGGUAUCAGCGCCGGCGAUGAACCGCUCGCCGACGGCAUCCCCUCCGACAAGAAGCCCGCAUUUGCUGAGCGGCCCAACUUCAACAUCACGACAAUGUCCAACAACUUCCGACGCUUCAACGCCCGCAUUGGCGUCGUCUUCAAGUUCCAGGCCCAGGCCACGCGCCUCGUCACAUGGCAGCAUCCCACCCACACGCUGUCCUUCCUCUCCGUCUACACAUUUGUCUGUCUCGACCCCUAUCUCGUCGUUGCCCUGCCGCCGGCCAUCUUGUUGCUCGCCGUCUUCAUCCCCUCCUUCCUCGCCCGCCACCCGGCGCCGCCCUCGGGCACCCUCUCCUCCGAGCAGUCCUUCGGCUACUCCCCGCGCGGCCCGCCCCUCGCCCCGGCCCCGACUGUCAAGCCUGUCAAGGAGCUCUCCAAGGACUUCUUUCGCAACAUGCGCGACCUGCAGAACGUCAUGGACGACUUUUCCAACGCCCACGACCGCAUCAUCGCCCUCUUCCAGCCCCUGACCAACUUCUCCGACGAGCCCCUCUCGUCCUCUCUCUUUGCCGGCCUCACCCUCGCCGCCCUUGCCCUCACCAUCACGGCCGCUCUGCUGCCGUGGCGCUUCAUCUUCCUCCUGCUCGGCUGGGCCGCCCUCUUCCUCGCCCACCCCACCAUCGCGACGUCCCUGAUGACGGCCCACAAGGUGCACGUCGCGCCGCACGAGCGCCGCGCCGUCAGCUCCCUGCGCGCCUUUGCCGCGCGCGAUACCAUCCUCGACUCGGCCCCCGAGACGCGCGAGGUCGAGAUCUUUGAGCUCCAGCGCGCCGCGGCCGCCUCGGGCGACGAGAAGAAGUGGGCCCUCGACCUCUGGAGCCGCGAGUGGGUCGAGGAGCGCAUCAUCACGGGCGUCGAGGUCGAGACGGAGGGCGAGCGCUGGGUCUACGACAUGUACGACGAGCGCGAGGCCACCGCCGCCCGCGCCGCCGAGCGCAUGCCCGCCGAUGACGACGAGGGCGGGCCCGCCGACGUUGUCGACUGGAGCGUCCGCGGCCGCCACAAGGUCGUGCCGCUGCCGAGCUGGGAGGAGGGCGACGACGGCGAGGGCCGCCGCGGCGAGUGGCGCCGCCGCCGGUGGGUGCGCCUCGUCAAGAGGCGGGCCCGCACCGGCAGCGAGAGCGCGUAG